AUGGGGGAAGCCUCAAUAGGUGCAAGUCGACCUGGCUCCAGCACUGUCAAGAACCGGGAUGUCGACAAGAAACGAGCAAAUCUUUGGAAAAAGCAAGCCAAGAGCUUCAAGCUCAAAGAUGUGGGCAAGAAGGUGGACGCCGUGCGAUUCUGUGCCCAAGACGAGCGAUUCUUUCGCGAACAGACGGAGGUGCUUCCACUACUCAUUGGAUUUCUGUCCAGAACGAAAACCCCGGAACUCGUCAUGGAAACGCUUACUGUGCUCUACACAUUGUUGUCGCCUCCAACGGCAACAGAGGCGGCCGAUGCCGACCCCGAGGUGAUCCACCCUGACGUCAACGCGAUAUUUAUACUGGAUCGUAGCCUGAGUACCGACUCGGCGUGGAAAGCGGGUGAGCCGUUCAUUAACCUCUUCGGUUUGAACGCACUGGCGUCAGAUAUUCGUAUCAAAGCAAUCCAAGUGUACGACCUUCUCUUACGAGCCAGCGUCGAGUUGUCUAUAUCGACAGGGGCAGCCACUCCGUUCCCAACUGUUGGGUCUCCUUGCUCGGCUUUACUCGGCUGCUUGGCGGUUGAUAACGGUGAUUUACAGUUUACGGCAUUGUCGUGUCUGCGCUCGUUGUUAAACAACCUAGACGAAGAAUUUCUAAGCAAAUUCGAGGCUGAGAAGGGAGUGUCACGAUGUUUGGAGUUUGUAUCGCACUCGGAGCGACGUUACCAUCGCCCUGCACUCGACAUCCUUGAAACCUUUUCCAAAAUUGACUGUGGAAGGGAGUUGUUGAAAAAAAAUAAUGUGGCUAGCAUUCUACGCAAUGCCAUCCAGGAAGUGCAAGAAAUGAUCCAGAAAACGUCAACUAUUGUGCCUCUUAGUGGCGUAGAUGCUAGUCCAUUAUCCUCGUCCGACGCCCCACUAUUGUGCGCCAACAUUGGCAUUAUCUGUCAAGUCUUCGUGCGCAUGACGCUCGCCAAAGAACAAGUGGAUACCAGCAAACCAGUGGAAGAUAAUGUUAAAUUAUUUACGGACGUAGUGGACGCAAUGAUCGGUAUCCUCCGAUACGACAUCGCGUCUGGUUUAACUGCUUCCGUUGUGCCUACUGAGACCCCGCGAGCGACGGGUGCUGCGGCAGCGGCGGCUAACGCUGCACUGGCUAAUGCUGCUGCAUUGGUAGCGCUACUUCCGUUUAGUAUUGAGCGUUGUAUCGCAGUGAUCUCCAGUCUCGGUCGCAUUAUCGAGAACAGUGAACAAUGCAAGGCGCAUGCAAAGUCACAGGGUCUUCUUCCGGUACUACUCGAUUGCUUUAAGGUUAAAGAGGCUCGUGAUCUUCACCAAGUGGCAGACAAAUUACUGCACUUGUACUAUGCAGACAAACCUCCUCUUGUGGCGGUAGAUACCGUGCUGUCUCUACUGGAAACUAGCUGUGAAGCAGCUAGCUCCGACUUAGUUUUCCGUCAUGUUCGAUGGCUCGCAGCGCUUAUGGAGUUGCCAGGAAAUGCUAACAUAUUGGGAGAACGAGCUGUGUCGCUCUUUCUUCAAAUUUUAGCAACGACGUCCUCCAAUGACAAGCUGUUCUUUGCGUUUCUAGCUAAAUGCAUUCAUGCAAUUGUACUCGAGAACUCGGCCGCCUUCGAGUUGGAAUGGAUCGACGAAUACAAAGAGGAGGGCGCUUUUGAGCCGAAGCCAUUAACGGAAACUCUGCAUGGUAUCGACGUGUAUCUCGCCGUUGCAGAGGCUCUUGCUGCACUGGCCAGUGCCUUUCUCAAAUGGAAUUCUAGUGGAUCGACGGCAACGGAUUUCAGUGAACUCAUGGCUACAGUUUCUCCUGGGAAACCGGAAAUCCCCACGUCCGGAGGGAGUAAGAAAAAACUACCAGCAGAUCAAACCAAACCGUCAGCGAUGGGUGAAGCUGUUAUGCUCGCUCUAUUAGAAAAAGGUUUGCAAGUACCGAAGCUCAUAUCACAGUAUACUGCUGUGAAUCCAGCCGUGUGUGUAUCGCUGUUGGGGCUACUGGAUAAUUUAAUGAAAGUUACCAGUGGAAUGAAAGUGUUGCUACAUCUGGCAAAGAAUGAACUGCAGUCAUCUACGGGAGAAGAAGUGGAGACUUCUACAAAGGACGAGUGGCCUUUAUCAGUGGAAUGUUCUUCUCGAAUGGAGCAUACGCUACUGCUUCUCCCUGUUUUGAGUGUUCUCCAGUCACCGGACACCUCGUUCAUUGAGAUAGAAGCUGCGGUACGUUCGAUUUCUGUGAUGACGAGUGACUUGGAGCCUGUAGACAAAGAAGCCACAACGCCAGUGUCUGAAUCCGUGGAAGCUAUAAAGAAUCCAGUCAAAGGCGGAGUUGCUGCUACUCCCACGCCACCUGUACCGUCAAUUCCUGAGCUGGUAAUUACAGAAAGAGACCGCUUCAUCAACGCUGCGAUAAGCAGUGGCGCACUCGUAGUACUACUGGCUUUUACGGACCUCGCUCGAGUCCCACGAGAAGCAGAAGAUUUUGCUAAUCGUGCGAGUAUUGUGAAGACACAGAUUGAUGAAUUGGUGCAAACUUUCAUCACAUUAGCUCAAGUGAAGCAGGAAAACAUCGUUUCUAAAUACCAAGAGAAAUUGGAACUGGAACAGAAAGUAGUUGACGAUGAGAGGGAUGUUACCUUGAAUUUACCAUACAAGGACCGAUGGGCUGAAUUACUCGACCACAAGUUCAGUGUCUUUCGGUUUGGGUAUAUCAACUACUCUGCUUUACUACUGGCAUCCGAACUUGCAUUAUCGAAUAUAGCUUCGACUCUAUUAAAUGCUGGAGUCUCACCGGAGACUGCGUCACCCGAGGGAUUGACACCUUUGAUGAUCGCGUUCUUGGUUGGAAACGAAGAAAUGAUUAUCGACCUACUUGAUGCUCGAGCCAAUGUUGACGCUAUUACUACAGACGGACAAGACCUCACCGUCUGGAAUUGUGCUCUGGUGUCUCCAGUAAAGGCUCGAGUGAGUGACUUGAUCACCAAAGUAUACACCGACUCGACGUCUAUGGACGCACGUAUAAAACUGGAUUCGAUUGCAGGAUCUCUCAGAUUCCUGGACAUGUGUCUGGAUGCUGGGGUGGAUACGAACGUAUCAAACGCUCAAGGAGAUUUCUUGCUGCAUGCUAUACUGUCGAAAUGUAUUGUUCGCCGUAAAUUACGGGGACUAGAUUUGUGCUAUCGAUACAAUUCCUUGCACGAAGACCAGAGACGUCUACAGAGAGCGGUGCUGGAUUUGAUUCAAGCGCAUGGAGCUAAUGUGAAUAGCUGUAAUCGCAUGGGCCAGACUCCACUUCAUUUGACAUUGUUAAAUGGGUACACUGAUAUUGCGAAGAUAUUACUAAGUCAUGGAGCAAAUCCGAAUGUACAGGGUAUUUACGGACACUUCCCAUUGCACUAUGCAUGUCUAGGCUUCUGUGGGGGUCUAGAUGGCAGUGACGGCGAAGCUAUCGAAAUUAUUCGCCUGUUACUUGAACAAGCAGAAAAAUACACGUGUGUUCGAGGGUCCCACAUAGAUCGCAGGAAACACAAAAGUGCAGCUGAGAAACAAGCUCUAGCGAUCGAAAAAAUCCUGGAAAAUGGUCUCCAAAGUGUCAUCGAACCUCAGUCGAUCGUACUCAAGCUGGCCAACCCGCAAGAUAUUCUAUCGACAACGUCGUUCUGCGGUAAUUUCCUGGCGUGGCACUUUGCCUGUGGCGCAUACAUCCAGCUCUCUUCUGCUCUAUGUCUUGAUGACGAUAUGCAAAAGUGGUUUGAAGCCAAUGGACAAGCGAGGGCAGAUAUCCUUCGAUACUUGAUUCGAGAGUGGAAGGUUGAUAUUUCUACAACUGCAAGUGAUGGCUUAACAGCUCUACAUUUGGCUGUAAAAAGCGACCUAAACGGCAACAAUCUUCCAGUGAUCGACGUGUUAUUGGAGAACUGCAUUGUUUACGUGAACGCCGUUCACGAUCAUAUCCUCAUUGACAGCUUACCUGUCAUUCCUAGUGGAGCGCAGGCUGUUUAUCUCGUUGGAGAUGACCGAAAGCAAGCAUUCGUGUCGUCUCGAUCACUCGAUGGGAAGUACCACAUCAUCUUGGAGGGAGGCCACCACGUUGAUCACGUUGCACGUGAACAACUGCAAGUUAUCCGUGAUCCCGGUACAAAACGGUCUCAUCAUUCACACCACUACAAGUACUUGUUGCCUAUGGAGAGCAGGUUUGCCGCUUUGCAUUACGCACUGCAGUCAAGCCACGACACACUCGCUUUGCGAUUAUUAGAUGUACCAGGUAUCUCACUUGACCCUGAAGGCAGUGACCUCCCUUUACUCGCAUUGGCGUGUGCUGCAUGUCAAUCUCCUCAAGUUGUGAAGCGAUUGAUUACGCAACAGGCAAAUAUGCGCGUGCAUUUGCCACUACGAACAUCCAAGUGUGACUUGACAGCGGUCGACGCUGAUACUUGUACUAGUAUUGCAAGCCGAAAACAUGCGGCCGCGCUUCACUAUGCGGUUAUGUAUGAUGACUAUGCAAUGGUUGAAGUGCUGGUAACCAGUCCUGAAGGUCAUGUGCUUCCGAAUGUGAAGAGAUCUGGAGAUGGCUUCACGCCGUUGCAUCUGGCCGAGUUUGACGCAGCUUUCGAGUAUGUCUGCACAUGGCGUGUCACCUUUGGAGUUGUUGAUGAAGUUUGA
Messenger RNA from Phytophthora infestans T30-4, 4668 nucleotides. RefSeq lists its product as uncharacterized. The record is from RefSeq and is a predicted model, not a curated record. The transcript is spliced from 8 exons. Gene Ontology annotation, cellular component: cytoplasm. NCBI's taxonomy places the organism in Eukaryota, Oomycota, Peronosporomycetes, Peronosporales, Peronosporaceae. Gene Ontology annotation, molecular function: protein binding. The coding region runs from base 1 to 4668 and encodes 1555 amino acids.